AUGAAUGCAAUGCCUUCGGCCGGCCCCAUGGCCAGCUCCGUGUUUGUGGCCGCACCUUACAACGGUUAUCCUGUGAUGUCAGGAGUCAUGUCUCAGGUGCCCUCAUAUCCAGACAGCCAACCGCCAGUCCACGUCAUCCCUGGGAACCCACCUGGUUUAAUGCCGGCUGUAACUGUGCUGCCUGCCCCGAAGAUCUUGAAAGAAGGCAAAGUCUUGGGAGUCACGCAGAUCCUGAUUGGCCUGGUGCACAUCGGCCUGGGCUCCAUCAUGGCCACGGUGCUCUUGGGGAACUACAUACGCAUCUCCCUGUACAGCGGCUUUCCCUUCUGGGGGGGCAUCUGGUUUAUCAUUUCAGGGUCCAUAUCGAUGGCAGCAAAAACACCUCGGAGUUCAUCUUGCCUGCUGGGUGCCAGCGUGGGCUUGAACAUCUUCAGUGCGAUCUGCUCUGCCGUCGGAAUAAUCCUUCUCAUCACAGAGUUAAGUCUCACUAGAACGUAUUCAGACCUCAGUUACUACCCUCCCCAUUCAAGCUGGGAUAUGAACACGGGCAGGGCUGUUUCUGGUAUGCUGCUCAUCUUCUGCAUCCUGGAGUUCUGCGUGGCCUGUGCAUCCUCCCACUUUGGCUGCCAAGUGGUCUGCUGUCAGUACAGCCAGGUGGACCCUGUCUUCCCCAGUGUGUAUACAACCCAGUGGCCAUGCCACCACCACCAAACACAACACCAGGUUACACCAGUGGAGACUACAGAUAAGUAGAACAAAAGAGUCAAG
Molecule: messenger RNA, 768 nt
Organism: Dipodomys ordii (Ord's kangaroo rat)
Lineage: Eukaryota; Metazoa; Chordata; Mammalia; Rodentia; Heteromyidae
Product: membrane-spanning 4-domains subfamily A member 8-like
Exons: 6
Coding region: 1-753 (250 amino acids)
Biological process (GO): cell surface receptor signaling pathway
Cellular component (GO): plasma membrane
Source: RefSeq, a predicted model, not a curated record